Molecule: messenger RNA, 7950 nt
Organism: Symbiodinium necroappetens
Lineage: Eukaryota; Dinophyceae; Suessiales; Symbiodiniaceae
Source: the annotation of a GenBank genome assembly
AUGCCUGUGACUGUGGCCCCAUGGAGACGUGCACAUGCACAUGUCGCGCACGCACAUCUUGCACAAGUGCACGCACGAGCGACACGAGCACACCGUCUGAGCCGCAUUGGCUGUUUGGCUGAAACCCUGGCAGCUGCUUAUGUUUGUCGCAUACAGGCGAGACGGCUUUCGACUGUUGCCAUGAUGUCAACAACUGGUGUUCAUCAGCAGCACCUCACGAAGUGCGCCGAAGAGAUUCGCUCAGGUGUGAAAGUAGUGCAUGAGGCAUAUGAGCGAAGGAUCUCAAGUUUGGUAUCUGCUGCUGAGUCGGGCCACAGUGUGUCCUUUGCAUCAACCUUUGGCGCGUUGGCAGAUGCUGAUGGAUUUGCAUCGCUUGCGUCUGUGGAAUUGACUUUGCCUGCACUGGUCAGCGGCGAUCCGGAAGCACGAGCAGCAUCCGCCGCUGCCAAGAAAAGCCUCAGUGACAUGUGGUCCAAAACUUACACGCGACCAGAUCUCUACAAAAUCUUGCAUGCGGCCAAAGACUCCGCAGAGACAAUGGAAGAGAUUCGUCUGGUGACGGUGGUGUUGGAGAAAUUUCGCCAGUCCGGCUGCGGACUGGCUUCCGAGGACAGGGAAGAGCUCGCGUCCCUGGAUCGGCGCUGCAAGGAACUCGCCUUCCAGGUGGAACAGAACAUCAACGAAGAUUGCAGCUCGGUGGAUUUGACUGUCGAUGAGUUGUUCGGCUGCGAGGAGUCUUUCAUCCAGAGCCUUCCGAGCGCACCCGGCAGCUCGCUGAAGCGCUGCUCCCUGAAAGCACCCGUUCUCGGUCCCAUCAUGCAGAGGGCGCACAGCAGUUCAACCCGCCGGCGCAUGCUGGAGGCGAGCCAGCAGCGAUGCGAGAAGAACGGCCCACUCCUUGAGGAGAUCCUCUCCUUGCGCCAGAAAGCCGCGGAGCGCCUCGGCUUUCGCUGCCACGCCGAGCGAGUGACCUCUCAGAAGAUGGCCCGGCUGGAACGGCAGAUGCUGUGCGACAGUUCUGCGAGGACAUGCAGAGACGCCUGCGGCCUCUUCGUGAUGCUGAGCCGAGACUUUGGCUACGGGUGUGCCGAGAACGGCAGCGACGACAGGACGGUGCCGUAUGCGAGUGCUGGGCUGGAUGGUUCUCAGGAGUCAGCUGGCAAGAAGUACCACGACUACAGGGUCGAGCCAGCACCUUCGUGGGAUGGAGAAAAUCCUGAGACCGAGUUCAGACAGUAUUCGAGAGCGCUGAAGUUGUGGCUGAUCGAAGCUGAGGCCCGGCUUCCGCCGAACCUCAUCGGCAAGCGGAUCAUGGAUGUGAUCCCUUUUGGGUCAAGAUUGGCCGCUUUGCUAGCUCAGCUGUCGAUAGAUGACAUAACUUCGGAGACCGGCUACCAGCACAUCCUGAAGAUCAUCGAGGACAACCGUGAAUAUCUUCGAGACAUGAAACUGGAGCAGUCCUUUGAGCAAGCGAUCUUCAGGGGAAAGCGUCGGCCAGAUCAAUCGAUCUCAGGUUUCUUGGCCUCGAAGAAGGCCGCGUUCAGUGAACUUCGCCGCCAAGGCUUGGACCUGUUGGAGACCCAGGCCGGGAAGCAUUUGUUGGGGCACCUGCUUUUGAAGCAGGGACAUUUCACUGAGGACCAGAGACAGAGGCGCCACUGGGGCGAAUGGCCUGAGGAUGGUGCUGAGGAUGAAGAUCAGGGCUACUACGAGGACACCGGCUACCAGGACUACUUGGCCGAGGAACCGGGCGAGGACAUGGACAUGUUCGAGGAUCUCCUGGAGUUCGACGAGGAGGGCCAGGCGUACAUGGUCUUGGAGGAAAGCUUGCCCCAGAUGAUGGACGAGGCCGAUGCCGUGGAGCUGGCUGGCUCUUACCUUACCUUUGUCUUCUACGAGGCUGCCGAUAGACUGAAGGGCAAAGGAAAAGGCAAGGGCAAGAGUUCUGGCAAAGGCAAGGGCAAAGGCUUCUAUGCUGGGAAAGGACGGAAGGACAGUGGAAAGGGGCGCCGUACUCCACCUGGGGUGUUCGGCGUCUACGGCAGCUACCUCGACCACAGAAAGGCCUUGCAGGAGGCCAGGGCAUUGGUCAAAGGAGUGCCCUUUGAGACGCAAGCCGGCACCUGUGCAGCGAAGCUAGCCAGCCGAGUACCGCGAUGGGACCUGGGUGUCGCUAGUCAAGGGCCGGGUUUCCAUGUCAAUUUGACUUACCUGAGCUACACGUUUGCAUCUUCAGUGGACUUGGAGGGGCAUGCUUUAGUUGACACGGCAGCGCAGCAUGGGUUGAUCGGGGCUGUGUGCUUAAAGUACAAGUGGUACCUGGUCAUGUACCGACAUGUGUCUGCUGACAUCACUGAGUUUGGCCCGAACUUCCACAUACCGUGCUCCUAUCGGUUCCAGAACAGCGAGGUUUGGUGUAGCCGUGCAGGGAUUGAAUCUUCCCCGGAGCUUACCGUGCUUCAUGCUGGACAAGUUGCCGUUAUGCCUCCGACGCUGGCGCCGCUGCUUGCUGCGCUUGGCAUUGGCUUACGGUGUGCAGAUGCUUACAAUGUUGCACCAAGUUGUGCAGCAGCCCCGGCUCAGGGAGACCGGCAUACUGGCGGCCCGUCGCGAGCGCUUGGAGAUGAGAGCCCUGGAGCUGCACCGGGAGAGGCCGCCCUGAUGGCGGCAGCUGGAACAGGUGGACCGGCGAGGCCGCGAAACUUGGUGCCAACCGACGACCAAGACCUUCGGCGACCUUUUGUGGAACAUCGGGGCCAAUCAAAGUUCUUAGCCCCGGUGCUGAGGACCUCUCCGACGUGCCAACACACUUCGACGAAGCAUGGAGCGAACGCACAAUGGUCAUGGACAAAGUGCGAGACGUGUGGCAGUACGGAGAUGGUGCCAAAGUUGACACUGGACCGCCUGACAGAGUGGAACAGCAUCCUCGUCCACCAGAAGCCGGACUAUGUGACCCCGCAGAAGAAGUCCAUGAGUAUCACAUCCCGAGCCACGAAUCCGAUGUCUUCGCUGGAAUCAGCAGCAAUGGCCUUCAGGGGCCAGGCACAUGCGAUGUACACCCCUCCGGUGUCAUCCGGGGAGGAUGUGACCUCGGACCUGGAGAUGGACGAGGUGGCGCUGAUCCGGAAGGAUGUUCAGAAUUGGGAGAAGGAGGUAGACAACCCGAUGUGGACUCAGGCCUGCCCUCAAUGCUCGGGAACAGUCCACUUGAUGUGGGAUGCAAGCCGGCACGGCUAUCUUUGGCAGUGUCGGAAAGGAGCGGCGAAAUGCCCAUACCCGUGGGCAGACCUGGAGGAGCAGAUUACCCCAGCCUUCGGGACCCGACUCUGCACGGAGUGUCAACAGGAUGGCCUUGCGAAGGUGAAUGUGAACGGGAGAUGGGGCUGGAAAUGCCCUCGAUGCAAGGACUUCACCCUGGAGAUGGACUGGCCAGCAGUCAUCGCGGACUUCCUGCACAACGGGGGCUACGAUCUCGAGAAGACGCAUGCGGCGUUCCGCGAGCCAGGCGUGACAGAUGAUCUAUCACUCGACCCGACCGAGCUCGAAAGACAUCUCGAUUUGAGCAGGUCCGGCAAGAACUCUUGGAAUCUCCUUUCGAUACAGAAGGGCAGCUCUGCUGAGUAUGACCUGGGUGGUGAGUUUUCCGUGCUGGUGCUGCAGGAGCUGGACCAGGAUUUCCUGGGAUGUGUGGAGGACCAGAGUUAUGACCCGAUCGAAGUGACCCUCACAAAGAAUGACAAGAAGAUCCCCAUGAAGUCCCUGGACAACCUGAACUUUGGGGACGAAACCUAUUGGGACAUCCUGGAGGACCCAGAGACCUGGAACGGAGUUGCCGGGGAACCUGUCUCGGAUCAUGAGCUAUCACCGGCGAUGCCAAGUGUUCUGGCUACCACCUCCACCACUACAGCGACCACCAAGAACAACAAGCAGCAAGGAGUGCAACGACCCAGGGUACCUCCUGCAGCAGACAUCAUCGAGCGCGGCCGCACCCAGUAUGACCGUCUUCCGUGCAGUUUCGAGAUGCACAUGUGGGUUCGAGACCUCCGGGAACUUGGCCUCAAGCUGCUUUGGCAUGAGUAUUUCGGUCAGGUUGUGGUCAUCAGCCUCGAGGCAAAAACAGUUCUACUACCCAAGGUCGGGCCCGGGGCUCGCCCGAUGCGUUGGGCAGCCUGUUGCAAUGGUGACCACCCGGAGGAGUGGAACUGUGUCGAGGAGAGGGUGAUGGGUGCCUGGAACCCUCGAAUCCGGAACUAUGAGAAGGUGAUUGUCUUUUACAGGUGGCCGGUGCCACCAACCACCAACCACCAUGCGCAUGUGAGCACCACUGACAUCACGAACCAGGAGAAGGCUGCUGUGAUGCGCUGUCACGUGAACUUGGGUCACCCACAGAUUCGGGAGUUUGUUAGACUCCUCAAGGCAGCCGGGGCCCGGGAAGACAUCAUCAACUACGUUCUCAAGGAAUUCGAUUGUCCCGGGUGUCGAAUGGAGAAGAGGCCACCGACCAGACUACCAGCAGCAACGCCCAGAACAUACGAUUUUAACAUUGUCGUGGGGGUGGACAUCCUCUUCGUCCACAGAGUGAACAACAAGUUCGAAGAUCCGGUUCUCAACAUCACGUGUUGGGGAACCUUGUACAGCACCUUUGGCUGGGUGGAUAUGAAGAGGUGGACCGCCGAGCUUGCCUGGACCGCGUUCACCAGGCUCUGGAUUCGGACCUUCGGCGCUCCCCAGUACCUCGUCUAUGACCAAGGCAAUGAGUUUGUGGGCGCACGGUUCCAAGAAGGACUUGAACAACAUGGGAUUUGCCCCGUGGUCAUCAAUCGUGACGCGCCUUUCGAGAAUGGCGUCACGGAGAGGCGAGGGGGACUCUUCAAGGAUGUCUACUACAAGACUCGUGAGAUGGUGCAGCCACAAGAUGUGAGCGAGAUCGAGACGCUCAUCUUUGAGGUGUCAUGGGCACUUCAGACUUUGGUGAACCGAUCGGGCUAUUCACCGGCCCAACGAGUUCUCGGGCGCCAACCUCAGGUGGGCUUGGAGACCCUGUCCGACCAGGGUGAGUAUCAUCUGUCGACCACGCAGGACCGAGCGUGGGCGAGGGCAGAGCGAAUGCGACAGGCUGCCAGGGAAGCUCUCGUACAACUGGAUGCACGUGAACGACUUGCACGAGCUCGACGAGGACGACCCCGGCGAGAGAUCGAGAGGCUUUCUUUUGCUGAAGGCGAGCCUGUGAUGAUAUGGCGUCAAGGGCGCAGGGGUUCACUUGCCAAAGUGGGACCAUGCUUCGUGGUCUUGCAACGGGACCACACAGUCUGGGUGACACGGCGUGGCGAACUGCUGAAGUGCCACAUCUCUCAGGUUUUCCCCAUGGGCAACCUGGAGAAGCAAGGGCUUGAGAUGUUGAGAACCAGCCCGAGGCAGGCGGGAUUGGAGAUGCGAUCGAUCCCCAAGGUCCUGAAGGACCCCCUGAUGGAGGCGAAAAUCCAUCAGCACCACAAGUACUACCAGUCGACGAAAACCCAUCAGAACCACAAAUACUACCAGUCGACGAAAAUCCCUCAGAACCACAAGCACUACCAGUCCGCGAAAAUCCGUCAGAACCAGCACUACCAGUUCGUGAAAAUCCGUCAGAACCAUAUGCACUACCAGCUGGAGGGGGUAAAUCGUCAGAUCCGGCAUCUAGGCCAGCAAAGAUGCCAAGGGCAGCUGAGUGGCCACCCCACGGAGAUGGGACCUCUCUGGAGCGACGUAGUCCAGAGAAUUACCAUCAACCACGACACUGGCAAGGUGAUCUGCGUGGAGGAUGUAACCGGGAAAGAACAGUCAAAGCACCUUCACCGUGCACUUCCCGAAGGUGUGAAGACCAUUCGCACCAUUCUGGUGUACAAGAAGAUGGCUGGACACCCAGAUCCAGGGGUUUCCUACAACAGCUCAGAAGACAAGCCACCCGCUGAUGAGGAUGAGGAUGGCCGUGUGAUCAGGCGGAUCAAGAGGUCUCUGGCUGAGGCGACCGAGGGUGACGAUCAGCCACUUCAGGGAGAUGAACCACCACCACCGCGAUCGAGAGUUUUCGGUGUUUGGGUGGCGGACAAAGUGACUGAGUGGGGCGACAAGUCACGUUUCCCCGUGAUUGCCAACUCACGUGACCUGGACCUCUUCAAGAAGAUCGUCAAGAGCGACACCUUCUACCUGUACUCCGAGCUCCACUCCGGGUGGAUAUGCCUCACGAAGAAGAGUGGCAAGGAACUUCAAGAGCGUCUGCUCACCGAACAAGAACGGAAGCUCUUCAGGGAAGCUAAGCUGCUCGAGGUCCAGAACCUGGUGGCUGGGAACGCCAUCGAGUUUAUCACCGAUCCUGAAGAGAUUGCGAGGGUCCAUCGCGAACUACCUCAUCGAGUGAUGCCGAGCAGGUUCAUUAUCACAAAGAAAACGCAGGAGAUCAACCAGGCUUGGAAAGCCAAAGCACGCUGGAUAUUGCUCGGGCAUCGCGACCCCGACGCUCUCAAGGUCGAGCGACACGCGCCGACACCAGCAACAACUACCGUCUAUAUGACGUUUCAGAUCAUAGCCAGUCUGGGCUAUCGACUGACGAUAAUGGACGUGACUUCGGACUUUGGCCAAUCCGAACCGGAAGAAAGAGCAGAUGGACCACUCUAUGCCACGAUGCCACCGACCGGCAUCCCAGACAUGGACCAGUCUUGGUUGAUUCGGUUGGGCUACACUGAAAGCUCCUUCGAUCCCUGCCUUUACUUCUUGAAGUUCACCAGCGACGAAACCACCGAGCCACCACAACGCGGAUGCGCUGGAGUUGUGUUGCUGGAUGUGGAUGAUUUUGUGCAGGGAGGCAAUGCUCGACAUCAAGAAAAGAUGCAGGAACUUCGAGAACACUUCCGUUUUGGGAAGUGGAGGGACAUAUUUCUGUCACAUGGUGAGUACCUUGGAAGAACGGCGACACAAGCCGCGAACUUUGAGGUGACAGUCUGCAUGUCCCGCUACAUCAAGGAGAAGCUUCGACCGAUCGUAUUACCUCGUGGCCGAGCCAAGGAGGAGGACAGCCUACUGGACGAGAAAGAGGUUUCUCAACUACGAGGAGCUGGCGGCUCACUGCUGUGGGUCGGAAAGGAAACUCGUCCUGACAUGGCGGCGGCAUGCGCUAUGGUGCUUUCAUGGGACAAAGAGGGGCCCAGGGUUUCACACGUGAAACAGGCCAACAAAGCGAUCCAGGAGUUGCAGAAGACCGCCGAUGCGACGCUGCGCAUCCUUCCUAUCAGUCUGGAACGUGGUUUCUGGAUGUCAAUCUCCGAUGCCUCGGUUGCAAAUGAUGGGAGCAAAUCGCAGGGCGGCUUUCUCAUCGCCUAUGCGGACAAGGAGAUUGUGGAUGGAAGGCGUGCAAACUUCAGUAUAAAUUCCUGGAGGUCUCAUCGCCUGCGCAGAGUGGUCAAGGCAAGCUUGGGUUCAGAAGCUCUGGCUAUGGACGACGCACUGGCAGAGUUGGAAUGGGUGCGAGCCCUUUUCAGCGAAGUGUGCAUCCCGGGGACCACAGUCUAUGAUGGUACCAGGCUCUCAAGUGAUGAGAGUGUGGCAAUGGUUCGCCAAUCUGACGAGAACGAGACAAGCAUCACCAUCACGGACGCCCGGGCCCUCUACGACCUCUUCCACCGCCGGAGCGGAUCAGCUGGCCUCGACCGUCGUGCCCAGAUCGACGUUGCUGUUAUGUGCCAUAGUGCUCGACUGCUCAAUGUGAAGGUUCACUGGUUGCCUGGACACUACAUGUUAGCAGAUCCCCUCACCAAACGGUUGGGGAACAGUAAACUGCUGUGUGGUGUCAUGCGAAUGGCUAAGUACGCCAUCAAAGAAGAUGCUCUGAAGAGCCUUCUGCAGGAAUUGUCGGAGGAACCCCCUGAUGGAUGUGAAGAUAAUGGCCAUGUUGCCCGACAGAUUCCUGCUGAGUGA